This is a messenger RNA of Laccaria bicolor S238N-H82, 891 nucleotides long. RefSeq lists its product as uncharacterized. Gene Ontology annotation, cellular component: intracellular anatomical structure. Lineage: Eukaryota; Fungi; Basidiomycota; Agaricomycetes; Agaricales; Hydnangiaceae. The transcript has 12 exons. Bases 1 to 891 code for a protein of 296 amino acids. The record is from RefSeq and is a predicted model, not a curated record. Gene Ontology annotation, molecular function: oxidoreductase activity, acting on NAD(P)H, oxygen as acceptor.
AUGUCUUUGGGGGCCUCGCCAGCGCCCACCUUACCAUGCUUUUCCAUGAAAGGCAAAGUGUGUAUGGUUACAGGUGCAGCCAGGGGCUUGGGCUUUGAAUUUUGUCGAGCUUUCUUGCAGUCAGGAUGCACGUCUUUGGCCGUCUUGGAUCUGAAGGAUUCUGAUUGCAGAGACGCUGCAAAGGAACUUUCAGAUUAUGCGCGUGAUACGUACGGCUUACAGAAUAAGGACGUUCAAGUCAUUGGGAUUGAAUGUGAUGUAUCAUCUGAAGCAUCCGUACAAAAUGCAUAUGGAAAGGUCAUGGAUACAUUUGGCCGGAUCGAUUCUGUUGUUGCAUCCGCUGGCAUUGUUGAAAACUAUUCUGCUUUAGACUAUCCCACAGACCGUGUCAAACGACUCUACGAUGUCAACGUUCACGGAGUGUUCUUUACUGCUCGAGAAGCGGCGCGUCAUAUGAUACCCCAGGGUGGAGGAUCCAUCAUCCUUGUGUCCAGUAUGAGUGCGAAUGUGAGUUCGUCGAGUUCCAUCCCACUAUUCCCUCCGAGUCUAAUGGUCUUCUCGUAUCAGAUCGUUAAUAUUCCACAAUUACAAACGCCGUACAACUCGUCCAAGGCAGCGGUUAAGCAUAUGGCGGCAAGCUUAGCAGUUGAGUGGGCAAAGGAUGGUGUUCGAGUGAACAGCUUGAGCCCAGGCUACAUGUUAACGAAACUUACGAAGAGUUUAUUGGCAAAGAACCCUGAUUUGAAGAAAACCUGGGAAAGUUUGACACCCAUGGGUAGAAUGGGUGAGCCCGAAGACCUGGCGGGGGCCAUUGUUUUUCUUGCUAGCGAUGCGUCAAAGUUCGUGACUGGUUCCGAAAUCCGCGUCGAUGGUGGUUACUGUGUUGUCUGA